AUGGCGUUGGUUACAUUGACAGUCCUUCUAUUUUUUAUAACUGCUGUAAUAUUUACAAUAUUCAUAUCAUAUAAGGAUACAGCCAUUGUUAAAGCAAAUAACCAAAAUCUCAGCUACAUCCUCCUGGUCUCCAUCAUGAUGAGCUUCCUGUGUGUGCUUUUAUUCCUUAGUCAUCCUUCUGAUGUAAUCUGCAUGCUCCGUCAGACCAGUGUUGGAGUCAUCUAUUCAAUAGGCAUGUCUUGUAUAUUGGCCAAGACGAUCAUGGUGUGUAUCGCUUUCAAAGCCACAAAACCUGGCAGUGUACUGAAAAAAUGGUUUGGACCCAAAUUGCAGAAUUCUGUAGUCUUGUUGUGCUCAUCUGUUCAAUUUGUAAUAUGUAUUAUAUGGCUGGCUAUAUGUCCACCCUAUCAAGAAGUAGAUAUUCACUCUUACCAGGAAAAGAUCAUUUUUCAAUGUAAUGAAGGACUGGUUACUGCUUUCUAUUCUGUGUUGGGUUACAUGGGUUUUUUGGCUGCUAUGAGUUUUAUUCUGGCUUUCAUGGUGAGGACAUUACCAGACAGUUUUAAUGAGGCCAAAUACAUUACCUUCAGCAUGCUGGUGUUUAGCAGUGUUUGGAUUGCAAUGAUCCCGGCCUAUCUGAGCACCAAAGGGAAAAACAUGGUGGCUGUAGAAAUUUUUGCCAUAUUGACCUCAAGUGCUGGACUUUUAGGAUGUAUAUUUUUUCCAAAAUGUUACAUUAUCCUAUGGAAACCUGAAUUAAACACAAAAACACAUUUGAUUGUAAAGGGAAACAGAGGUAUUUCUGUUUAA
This is a messenger RNA of Pelobates fuscus (common spadefoot toad), 810 nucleotides long. Its product is annotated as vomeronasal type-2 receptor 26-like. The record is from RefSeq and is a predicted model, not a curated record. The coding region runs from base 1 to 810 and encodes 269 amino acids. The transcript has a single exon. Gene Ontology annotation, cellular component: plasma membrane. Gene Ontology annotation, molecular function: G protein-coupled receptor activity. Lineage: Eukaryota; Metazoa; Chordata; Amphibia; Anura; Pelobatidae. Gene Ontology annotation, biological process: G protein-coupled receptor signaling pathway.